GUUAUAAGUUAACAGUGAAUAAAAAGGACUCACAAAAUAGGUAUGUAUAGUAUAUAAGGUACAAUGGGUGGCGAAGUAAGGAGAGAAGCGGAGGAGGAUGGUGGCACAAGCAAGGCGGCAACGCGCGGCGCCCACCAUCCAUAGCAGCGCAGCGCAGUUCCGCGCGCUCGCCGCUGAUUCCGUCGGCCCGCGCCGCGCAUCAUUCGCUCGUCGACCGCCGCUUGAGCGAGCGUUUGUUGUGUUAAUCCGGCCUCUGUGCGCAACCUACACCAACAUUAUCGCCAUUACACCAACUGACGGUUACCGAGAAAGUGAUCAAUCGCUAUCAUCACCACGCACCAUGAUAGGUGAAGACGAGCGCAGCCACCAAUGCGGUGAGUGCGGCCUGACGCUGACCACGCGCAGUGCACUGACGGCCCACGCGCGGUCCCAUCGGGUUGCUGCCGACGCUCAUCGGUGCGACGUCUGCCACAAAACUUUCGCCGUACCAGCGCGCCUCGUUCGUCAUUACAGGACCCACACUGGUGAACGACCCUUUGAAUGUGAAUAUUGCCACAAGAUGUUCAGUGUCAAAGAAAACUUACAGGUGCAUCGCCGUAUUCACACCAAAGAAAGACCCUAUCGUUGCAAUGUAUGCAAUGCUGCUUUCGAACACUCUGGAAAAUUACACCGGCACGCUCGUAUUCAUACGGGUGAAAGGCCUCAUGCAUGUCCACAUUGUCACAAGACAUUUAUUCAAUCCGGUCAACUGGUGAUACAUCUCAGAACACACACCGGCGAGAAACCAUAUCGUUGUCCGGCACCGGGGUGCGGUAAGGGAUUUACCUGUUCCAAACAAUUAAAAGUUCACUCGCGCACACACACUGGAGAAAGACCAUACACCUGCGACAUUUGCUUGCGUGACUUCGGGUACAACCACGUCCUGAAGUUACAUCGUUUUCAACAUUAUGGAGAACGAUGUUACCGAUGCACGGUGUGCGAUGGAACAUUCAAUACUAAAAAGCAAAUGGAAGCGCAUAUAUACAAGGAACAUGGUGCUGAAACACCCCGAACAGCAGCCGUGCAACCGAUGGCACCUGUCCCGGUUGGCAACGUUAUGUGUGACAUCGUGGAAGCGAUGCAACAGUUGCCCCCUACGCCGCCGAGCUCUCCUCCGUCGCCCCCGUGCCCAGCCCCAGCGACCGCCCCGGCAGCGAAGCCGGCGACUCCACCGCCAUCCACCUCACCAUCACCUCCGGUGCCGAGUCUGCAGUACACGUUAGCACCUUCGUCACUCCCGCCUCGCAAACGUAAACUUAUCCCACAACCUGAGAUUACCAAUGUUGUUGUUCGCCACACAUCGGUUAUUCAAUUUGCCCCCGCGUCAGCUGACGUAUUGUAGAUCGUUAAUUAAUUAAGUAAUUAGUGAAAUGUCAAAAAUAAUUUGCUAUGGCUUUGCUCUAAUAAAAGGCUAUGUACCCAUUUAGGUUCAAAAUAUACAUAUAAUUGAGAUUGCAAAGUUAUGUAAAUUUAGCGCUAUUGAUUCCAGCUUAUAAUGAUGUAGACUAGUAGAAUAAGAAUUGAGUAAAAGACUAAAUAUAUUAUUUAAGCUCACGAUGUAAGCUGUCUCUAAAUGCAUUUGUGCUGUCAUUAGUGUUAAGUUUUAUAUUUAUGUACCUACCUAACUACCUAUCUAUCUACUUUAAUGUUGUACAAAUUACAUAAGCUAUUGAAUCAA
Molecule: messenger RNA, 1717 nt
Organism: Ostrinia nubilalis (European corn borer)
Lineage: Eukaryota; Metazoa; Arthropoda; Insecta; Lepidoptera; Crambidae
Gene: Kr-h1
Product: Krueppel homolog 1-like
Exons: 2
Coding region: 98-1381 (427 amino acids)
Biological process (GO): regulation of transcription by RNA polymerase II
Cellular component (GO): nucleus
Molecular function (GO): DNA-binding transcription factor activity, RNA polymerase II-specific
Source: RefSeq, a predicted model, not a curated record